AUGAUUAGAGCAUCUCUGGAAAGCGCCAGUGGGGAAAGACCGGCGUUUCUCCAGAAAAUACUGGUUCAUGUUAAGAAGCUCUCGAUUCUACUAUAUAUUGGUGCACUUGUGUAUAUAUGGAACAUGAUAGGAGGAUUUGGACCAUACGCAGAACAUACGAGAGUCAGCGAGCAUGCAUUGAUGCCUGGACUAGUCAAUGUUCAUUUCAAUGAUGACGUACUUCUGUUACAAUAUAUUCAGGGGCUGUCAUCGCACACAGGAAAUGUUAGAGAGUUUGUUUGUCAAAAUUUGGAAGAAGCAUCAGUACCAUGUUACCACCAACAGUGGGCUAGUUUAGUAGCCAUAAAAAAUAUCACAGCUCAUAAUUCUUAUGCGGUAGUACGUGCUCACAGAUCUACGGGGGUGGAAUCGAUGCUUAUCAUUGUGGAUGUAGAGGAUCAUGAUUCUGUGGCUUUAGCCAUGGCUUUUGCCGUGUAUGCAAGACGACAAGUAUAUUGGGCCCGCGAUAUAUUUUUUGUUUUCGUUGAGCAUGGCGCCAUGGGUUUAGACGCAUUUCUAUCCAGUUAUCAUUAUGUUCGUGGUUUUGGACUUCAGGGAGAGGGGCUACAUGUCAAUGGUGGAGCAAUUAUUGGUGGCUUAGUCGUAAAAACUCAUGCACAUCGCCCGUUGAACAAUCCAAUUAUCACUAUAGAACUCAAUCAAAUAAACGGACAACUGCCUAACCUUGACUUGUUCAAUUCUCUCGUUCGUAUUUCAUCAAGGAAAUCCCCUAUCAUGGAACCGAUUAUUUACAACAUUCAUAACAUCUUACAAGAGGUUGAAAAAAACCCUUUGCUUAUUCCGUUGAGAGCCAUGUAUACCCAAGCCUUCAUCGCCAUUGAAGGUACUCAUAGUGUUAUGAGCAAGUUUGGUGUUCAGGGUUUGACUAUAGGAGUCCCAUCGAGAAGAUUAUACUCUUUGAAAGAGUCGACGCUUUUCGUUGAGGCAAGUGUUCGAACUUUGAACAAUAUCUUAGAAAGAUUCCAUCAAAGCUAUUUCAUGUAUAUUUUGACAUCUGAAGUUAAUUUUCUGUCAAUCGCCUACUUCAUGCCUGCUAUGGCUGUUCUCCUACCAUUAGUAUUAUUGGCAUAUAAGGAGUGGACAGAGAUGGUCGUCUUUCGGGUUCCACUGUCUUUUGUUCUCCUUCAUAUUCCUGGACUUGUUGUGACUUUGGCCAUCAGGAUUUAUUUUGCCAAAACUGUGGCAACUGAAACAUCUGUGUUGGCUCUCAUGGGAAUCUUGCUGAUUCCGUUUGGUUUAAUAUCUCCUUUACAUCCGCUAACUUAUAGCUGCAUGCGGUUCCUAUUAUACUUGGAAACAGCGUUACUUUGCGUAUCAAUAUCUCUAAUUAACUUUUCGUUGGCUUUGGCAUGUUCUGUAGUUAUCACUCCACUCAUGAUAGUAUUCACACGCUCAGUAACUGAGAAUCGGAAAGUGUUGGUUCGGACAGCCGUGAAUCUCAUCUCACAUCCUAUCUUGGUGAUAAUGGCCGUGAUGACAGUUAUACGACCAUUGUUAUUAUUACCAGAGAUUGAACUGGAUUAUUCAACUGUGAUAUCAACAUUCCAACAAAUGCUCAGCGAGUAUAUGGUAUUCGGUUCAUGGAGUUUACCCCUUCUAACUUUCGUUGGUACAUUCAUUUGGAACGCAUCACUUUGUCUGGCCUCUUGCAAAUCGGAAGAAUACUUACUAGCAUCGUCAGAGAACACUGCAGAAGCAACAACGGAAACCCAGUAG
Auanema sp. JU1783 is the source of this 1776-nucleotide messenger RNA. The record is from the annotation of a GenBank genome assembly. NCBI's taxonomy places the organism in Eukaryota, Metazoa, Nematoda, Chromadorea, Rhabditida, Rhabditidae.